AUGGAUCAAGAGAUUUCAGAUGAAAGAAAUGCAUGCUUUAGAAGAUUCUAUCCUCAUGGGGGCCCAGAAAUGAACGAACUGAAACAGCAGUUUGCCAACUUCAGUCUUAUGGGUCCUGGAUUUAAUGGUUUCGACUCCAUUGAAGAUAGAUCUUUGCUAGAGCCGAAGCAGUGGUGGGGGAUUCAUGGAAAUUCUGCCCCGGCUUUGAGGACCAUUGCUCUGAAAUUACUUGGGCAACCAACCUCCUCUUCUUAUUCUGAAAGGAAUUGGAGUACAUAUGGCAUGAUACACAAUACAUUGAGGAACAGGCUCAACCCUGCACGUGUUGAAGAUUUAGUUUUUGUGCAUCAAAACUUGCGCCUUAUUUCAAGGAAAUCACCAGAGUAUAUAUCUGGCCCAUCCAGAUUUUGGGACAUUGGAGGAGAUAGAUAUGAGCUGUUCGUUGGUGGUGCUGACUUCCUGGAGCAAGCUGAACUAUCACUAGAUGAGCCUGAACUGGAGGACUUACUGAAUGAAAUUGAAGCAUUGGAUGUGGAUUAGUGAGGUGGAUGAGAGAGCCUUAUUGACUUGUGAGCUGGUCGUGAUGUGAACUUCGUUUUAUUUUGUGAGAACCUGAACCUAAAUUAUGAUAUUUAUCUAUCUAUGCGACUAUGUGCGUGUGAA
Messenger RNA from Triticum urartu, 663 nucleotides. NCBI's taxonomy places the organism in Eukaryota, Viridiplantae, Streptophyta, Magnoliopsida, Poales, Poaceae. The record is from RefSeq and is a predicted model, not a curated record.